Molecule: messenger RNA, 1025 nt
Organism: Homalodisca vitripennis (glassy-winged sharpshooter)
Lineage: Eukaryota; Metazoa; Arthropoda; Insecta; Hemiptera; Cicadellidae
Product: probable G-protein coupled receptor CG31760
Exons: 4
Coding region: 136-609 (157 amino acids)
Source: RefSeq, a predicted model, not a curated record
UGUUUCCAGGAGAGGUGUUGUUUCUAGCGUGGGGUAUCCGAGUUUGCUAUAAUGUCAGACAUGCAGAGUCUCUGUACAACGAGGCUCGCCUCAUUACCAUUGCAAUAUACAAUAUUGCAGUUGUAAAACAUUACCAUGGUAGCCUUCCAUUUAUUUCUAUUCCCAAGGGCAGGCCCUGACAUCAAAUAUCUCCUUGGGUUUGUCAGAACUCAGCUCAGCACUUCUGUCACAGUUGCCCUUGUCUUUGGCCCGAAGGUUUUGAGGGUACUCAGGGGCCAGGGUGACCAGUGGGACAACAGGGCGAGGGCGAGGGGCGUCACAGCCUCCUUCUCUCUCAACGGCAUUGGUCUUGUUCCUGAUGAGGCUCCUGACCUAUUUCAAGAAAAUGAGGAACUCAAGGAAGAAAUUCAAAAACUGGCUGGUCAGAUGGAGUUUAUGAAAAUAGUGCAUAUGGAAAUGAACAAUCGGCACUUGAAAAUGAAACCUGGAGGUUACUUUAGUGUUACUAACACUUCCGUGGUUCUGCAGAGUCCGGUGAGCAAGCCUUCGGCAGGGUUUGUCUUAGGGAAAAGUUUCAGUACCACGGAGGAACCCGAUGAGCGGGUAUGACUAGUCUUUAGUGGUCAAGAAGUUUGGUUGUGAUAUUUACUUCUCUGUGAUUAUAAUAACUGAAGAUAUUUAAUACUACAUUUUGUCAUCUCUACUGUUUCAUAUAACAUAACCAAUUAAUGUUACUCAUGAUGUGUUCAUAAAAGGUGUCCUGUAAUUUCACUAAAUGAGAAUAUUACUAAAGUUUCUUGUUGAAUGUUUAGCAAAAAAAAAAAACAUAUACUCACUGAUUAUGAAAAUGUCAAAUUAAGGCAUUUUUCUGUUGAUAGCAACAAAGAAGGAUGGUAAGCAAAGACAUUUACUGAUGCAUACAGUAGUUUAAAAAAGUAUGAGUAUAUCAUUUUUCCAUCCAUGACUUAGAUACACAGCUGUAAUUAUACAGAGUGGUUAUAAAUUAUUGUACACAUUUUAAGAUU